Messenger RNA from Uncinocarpus reesii 1704, 1362 nucleotides. RefSeq lists its product as uncharacterized. The transcript has a single exon. Bases 1 to 1362 code for a protein of 453 amino acids. Lineage: Eukaryota; Fungi; Ascomycota; Eurotiomycetes; Onygenales; Onygenaceae. The record is from RefSeq and is a predicted model, not a curated record.
AUGAACGCAUCGACCACGUCCUCGAGGAGGAAUCCCUUGACGACCUAUUUACGUCUGCUCCAUCGAAGCAAAACGACAUUGCCGCACGGCCAACUUAUUUGUGUCUCAGCCUCCCCGAACAUCAGCACGAUGGACUCGCUCCUGAGGCUGGCCUGUGCCGUUGGCCCUUAUAUCGCUGUGCUUCAAGUUCACGCCGAUAUCAUCGACGAUUGGUCCGUUGAAGCCGUUCGAAGAUUAACCAACAUUGCAAAACGGCUCGGUUUCUUAGUGUGGGAGGGUGGGCGAAUAUUGAAUACGAAACGACGACCAACGGGUCAGCACCCACUGUCCGGCCACGAAAUCGCCAGGGACAUUGCGAUGGCCCGGAAACGUUACACAAAGGGCAUCAGUGUGGCAGCCUGGGCUGCAUUGGCCAGUACUUGGGUCAUUGGGCCUGAGGAACAUAGCAAGGGUGGCAGUCAGCUUAUUCCCACUUUACGCCGGGCUGCGCGUGAAACUGUGUCACGCACGACCAUGUCUGUCCGCACAGAGAUUAGCGGGGGUCAAACGCCAAGUGCAGCUGGAACUAGCAUGGACGAUUGUAGAGACGACCUCUAUGACGACGAAGAGCAAGAUCAGGAUUUACUUAGUACCACGCUGGGGGGCCUCAAUAUUUCGCCGCCGCUACGGAAAGCCUCAGUGAUAUCUCUCACUCGAACUAUUACCCAACACGCCGAGUUAUCGAAGCCCUUGGUAGAACUAGAAGACUCGUGUGGCUGUGAUGAGAUUGAACUUGCACAGCACAAUGACCAGGACUCAGCCGCUGCCACUGCCCUCCCUCCCCCACCAGUCCUCUCGAGGGGGAUCGUUAUUUGCCUGCCUAGUGAUUCGCAAUCUACACCCCGACAGAGACAGGCGGCGAUUGCUUUAGGUAGGGCUCAUAGUGAUUUUGUCGUCGGUUUUGUAACGGAAGAAUCCUGGAUAAAUGCUCGAAAAGACCUAGCGCUUGCCAAUAGUCUACAAGACGACGACGACGGCGAAGAUGAUGACGAUGACGAUGAGGAAGAAGAUGGUGAAAGUCUGGAUGAAGUCGAAACGUAUGCGGUAUUUAGCCCACUCGAAAACGAUCAUGUUGGCCGCGGUAUCAAUGUCCAGGAGCCCCUUACAGGGGAGGAUGAUGGCCUGCCAGAAUUACCCAAACCAUCCCAUCCCCAGUCAGGCUUCGGCACAAAGGCCCAGCAAAUAUUUGCAUUGCAUCAACUCGUCGCCCAGGCUCUCUCAAUCCAAACCGGCAAAAGCACCACUGGCUCUCCCGGUCCUUCGGGCUCAAAAAAAAGAGGUGUGGAUAUCUUGUAUAUCCCGGUCAUAACCAUGAACCUCUGA